This is a messenger RNA of Diospyros lotus (date-plum), 941 nucleotides long. RefSeq lists its product as uncharacterized. NCBI's taxonomy places the organism in Eukaryota, Viridiplantae, Streptophyta, Magnoliopsida, Ericales, Ebenaceae. The record is from RefSeq and is a predicted model, not a curated record. Bases 113 to 772 code for a protein of 219 amino acids. The transcript has 5 exons.
AUGUAACGUUCGUACUCUCUCUCUCUCUCUGUCUCCCUCUCUCUCUCUCUCUCACUCGACGAAGGGAAGAAUAUAACAUUCAUAUACUGAGACGGAGACAUCCAAAUCGAAGAUGCACAAGGCAAAGAGCGAAGCAAUCUCAAUCUCUCUUUACUCUCUUCCUCUCACUCAUUUCUCUCCAAUGACCGUCAAUGCUUGCCAGGAGGGCCAAGAUGCCUAUAACAUUUCACUGAUACCUGAUGAUGUCACCACUAAUGAACAGUGUGGAUCGCAAUUAGCUUUUUUAGGCCAUUCAGAAGUUCCCACUCCAACCAAUACUGAGGUGUGCUCAAAUGUUGAAUUAAAUUACAAAAACUACAUCAAUUUGGGGAUGGAAAAUGCAGGUGCUUAUUCCCCAUUUGUCAUGGAAAUGGAUAUUGAGAAGGGGAGUCCUGGGACACUUACAACCAAUGAUGAAGCUGUAGAAAAAUUGAAGAUUGAGGGUCCAAUAACUCACUUGGAGAGGGCAUUGCAGAAGCAGAUUGGCUUACAGAUAGGGGAGAAAUGCAUGCAUCUUUUAAUGAAUGAUAGCCUUGCUUUGCCCAAAUUUAUUUCUAGAGACAAAUCUGCUACUGAAAGGGUUCAUGAAACACCUAAUAACAGAACAAGGAAAUACAAGCGUUCUGCUUCAUUCAAUUCAAGAAAAAUUGUUCUGCUGUUCUCCAUCUUGUCAAGUAUGGGAACAAUGAUACUGAUAUAUCUGACACUAAGAGUGAAACAGAUUGGUGCUUAAAUCUCUUCUUCUCUGAAGGUGUCCCUCUAAAACUGCUCUUAAGAGAUUUCGCAUGCACUUAAUUUUGUUUAACAUUAAACUUUUCCUUUAGAUUGGGCCCUUCUUAUCAUCAUUGUACAUAAGUUGAAUUUGCGUUCGUAAUCGUAAUUCUAGUUGAUCCUCUCCGUCA